UCAUAUUGUUCUUCGGAUACAGCAGGAAAUUGGUGUGGUUCUGCGAACAGGAGUGAAAAACACAAAAUUGGACUGCUUUCCGUGUGCAAAAAUGGAUGGUGAGAAGCGUAAAUUGUCAGAGUUGCGCGUGGUGGACUUGCGGCAUGAGUUAGAAGAGAGAGGACUUGAUAUCACGGGCGUGAAAACGAUUCUGCAGGAGCGUCUGAGAUCGGCCCUGAUUGACGAGGAAGAGGAUCCUGACACCUAUAUCUUCCUCAUUGGGACCAAGUCGCCAAAGAAAAGUGACGCUGCCCCUGUGACGCCGCAGAAGAAAGAAGAGGGGCCUGCGAAGAAGCCAGAGGAGUCUGAGGCGAAGGAGGAUGAAGAGGAAAAAGAGGAGAGCGGCGAUGAGUUGAUUCUCGAUGAUUUGGUGGUGAAGGAUGAUUUGGACUCGAGUUGGCAGAAGAAGGACGAAGAGGAAGGGGAAGAACAGAAAGACAGUGGUGAGAAGGCAAAUGAAGGAAAUCAGGAGCAAAAGCCAGAGCAGGUUAUUGAUAAGAAGGAGGAAGAGGCAAAGUCAGAGGUGCAAGAGGAAAAGGAGAAACCUCCACAGGAAGAUGAGGCUUCCCAGGAAACUGAGAGCAACAACAUUGACAAUGAGGACUCUCUCAAUUUGACCAUUGGCGAGGACGAAGAGAAGCUGCUACAGGAUGUUGUGAAGAAUGAAAAGGAGAAAUCACCACCGAAGAAAGAUGUUCAGCCCAAGGUGGAUAAAAGUGAGUCAGCAAAGUCUGCUCAGAGUGCAUCUGAUAAGGAGGCGCAGAAGUUAUCGGCGAAACCUCAGAGAAAAGUGGUUGCAAGCAAGCCGAGUGGAGUGCAGGAGAAGUGUAGCGGGGAUAAUUCAAGUGGAUCAGGUGGUGCGACUUCCGGUGCAUCGGCGGCAGCAGGUGGAAAAGAUGCGAAGGAUGUUGGAGAUGACAAGAAGUCAGGCGAUGCGGUGGUGAAAAAGAAGAGUUCAUCUGAUGAUGAAGAGAAAAGCGGAGAGAAUGGCGUCAACACAGCAACGUCUGGCGAUGACAGGACACAGAAGAAAGAGAGCAGCGAUCAAAAGACAAACGCCGGCAAAUCAUCUACGGCAAAAGAUGCCAAAGAGGAAUCUGAAGACAACAAGGCAGCAUCAACCGGCGCAACGGAUAAGGAGAAGGGCAGAUCGGCUAGUAGUGGAGCGACGCCGAGCAGGAAUCUCUGGGUGUCUGGACUGUCAUCCAUGACCAGAGCGACGGAUUUGAAGCAGCUCUUCUCCAAGUAUGGAAAGGUGAUUGGCGCAAAGGUGGUGACCAACACGCGAACGCCAGGAACACGAUGCUACGGCUACGUGACGAUGAACUCCACAGAGGACGCAAAUCGGUGCAUCGAGAAUGUUCAUCGCACUGAACUCCAUGGGCGGAUGAUCUCAGUGGAGAAGGCGAAAUCGGACCUGGGACUGGCCAAGACUGCAGCAUCCACGGGCAAGGCAGCGGCUGCUGGUGGCGGUGGAUCCAAGAAGGAUGUCGGUGAUGCGAAGGCUGCCGUCGGAAAGGGAGAUCGUGCUGAGGGUGACAAGAAGCCGGUGACUUCAAAGAAGCCAGCAGAUUUGACCAACAAGGCGAAGCCCAAGGUGUCUCCACCGAAGCGCAGUGCUGACAAGAGGGUGCCGGAUGGCGCGGCUGCCAAGAGGAAGCGUGAAUCGUCGGAGCGCGGCGGCGACUCAGGUCGCAAUGAAACUAAACGUGAUCAUUCCAGAAGCGGAGACAGCAAGCCAGCAACGCAGGGUGAAGCGGCGCGAAGUGUCAGCAAGGAUCGUGAGAUGGAGCGUGCGCGCGAAAAGCAACGGGAGCGCGAGCGUGAGAUCUUGUCGUACGACAAGAUACGGAAUGAGCGUGAGCGGGAGCGCCUGCGGGAGAAGGAGCGCGAGAUACGCGAGGAUGAGCGCCAUCGACGCGAAGUGAGGAGACGUCAGCGUGAGGAGGAGCAACGCCUGGAGCGGGAGCGUGAGAAGCUGAAGCAAGAGCGGGAGAGGCUGGAGCGCGAAAAGGCUGAUCUGCUGCGUAUGGAGCGAGAGCGCCAGAAGCUGGAACGUGAGAAGAUCGAGUUGGAACGUCUUGAGAUCAAGAGGCAGCAAAUGAAAAUUGAAGAGACAAAGAGGAUCCUAAAGCGUCCAUCUAGCGAUGAUCGUGAUCGUUAUGCAGAAUCUGACAGAAAGCGUGCAGCUCCGAAUGAUCGUCGCUUUGAGGCUCCGCCACCGCCACGUUUUGACUCUGUUAUCAGUCGUCCCAGCAGGGAAUACGAUCGCGUAAACACGGCCGACAAGAAGAGGAAUGACGAUUACAGCUCCAAGCGUGACGAUUAUCGCUCAUCAAAGGGUCGCGAUGGUGGACGUGCUGCUGAAGACUACAGUGGCUCAGCGAAGCGUGAUGACUACAAACGCGGCGGCGACACGCGCGGCAAUGACUCGCGUGGUGGAAGUCGUGGGGAUUCCUACAAGCGCGAAGGGGAUUACAAGUCAACGCGCCAUGGGUAUGAGUCGGGAAAAGAGAGCCGGUACAGCGAUCAUCAGUCGGGGGACUCGAGGACCGGGGCGUCGUCGUACCGGGGAGGGGGCAACCGCAGUCUCGGAAACGCGUCAGGAGGAGGCGGGGGAGGAGGAGGAAACCAGCCGACGAACGGUGCGAGCGGGCUAGCGAACGAGGAGCGGAGCACGAAGACGCGAUACAUGGAGAAUCAGUACACACAGGAGAGGGCAGUGUCAUCCCCAUGGCACAACUCAGGCCCACCGCCGAUCAAGAACUUCAACAACAUCCAACCGAUAUCAUCAAACGACAUAUGGAACAAGUCUUCAGAUCCUGGCUGGAGAAACAUGGAAUCCACUAAUGAUCGAUAUGAUCGCACAUAUAAUGAGCGCAAAUCUCAAACUGUGCCAUAUAUCGAUCAGUCGCGCCAGAAUUCUUCAUUCAUGAGUCGCCCGCAGGACAGAUACAGCAGCUCUAUGUCUGCACGCUUCGACAGCAAUCGUUUCUAAGGAUUGCGCCAGCAUAUAAAGUCGCAUGAGACAUCUCACAUAAAUUAUAUGCUAGAUUUGAAA
Phlebotomus argentipes is the source of this 3100-nucleotide messenger RNA. It is a transcript of the gene Saf-B, whose product is annotated as SAFB-like transcription modulator. The transcript is spliced from 11 exons. The record is from RefSeq and is a predicted model, not a curated record. Gene Ontology annotation, molecular function: sequence-specific DNA binding; RNA binding. The coding region runs from base 92 to 3037 and encodes 981 amino acids. Gene Ontology annotation, cellular component: nucleus. Lineage: Eukaryota; Metazoa; Arthropoda; Insecta; Diptera; Psychodidae. Gene Ontology annotation, biological process: regulation of mRNA processing; regulation of transcription by RNA polymerase II.